AUGUUUGAUGAAUCUUCCAAACAUCCUUGGGUCGUCGCAGGUUUGGCUUAUACCGGCAAAUUCGGCAUAGCUGCUAGUUUUGCUGUGAUUUAUAUAUUUGCGGGUGAGUUGUAUCCUACAGUCGUCCGUGCAAUUGGAAUGGGAAUGAGCUCAAUGGUCGCUGGUCUGGGUUUGAUUCUUGCGCCUCAUGUCGUCAGACUUGGCGAUACACUUAAAAUUCUUCCAUUAAUAAUCAUGGGAAUGGCUUCUGUUUCUGCUGGGUUUACUUCAUUACUGCUUCCUGAAACAUAUGGAGCAUCCUUACCGCAAACUUUGCAACAGGCUGAAGAUUUUGGCAAAAAUGAGAGAAUAUUCUUUGCCGGACGUCGACGACGGGGACACAGCACUGCAACAGUACCACAUUCUAGGCGUAGUUCAGAUGAAAAGGGCGAAACUAAAGAAAUGUGUGCACUAAUUGGCAACGAUGAAACAGAUGUUAAUUCUGUUCAUAUCUAA
Molecule: messenger RNA, 495 nt
Organism: Dracunculus medinensis (Guinea worm)
Lineage: Eukaryota; Metazoa; Nematoda; Chromadorea; Rhabditida; Dracunculidae
Source: the annotation of a GenBank genome assembly